AUGGCGUCAGUCAAGUCUCUGGGCAUACACCAGCCCACCGGCCUGCAGUAUGCCAUUGACGAAGAGAUAUUGCCCUCCGAUCCGAGCCCCGACUUAUACCAGUGGGAGACUGUCGUCGAUACCUGCGAGGAACCCCCAUGCGACGAACUAUUGACCACCCGCAACUGCGUUGUCUGGUCUCGAGGAGGCAUCUUCCGCAAGUGCUUCAGAUUCGACGUUGAGAGGGAGACAAUCACCCAGUCCCUUCUCACAUACUUUCCAAGAGGCGGACGGCGUGACGGAGGAAACACGCAGGCAGACGAUGCUGCCGAGCAAGAGCCUGCUCUAGCGCGAGCUUUGGUUGUCUUCCUCAAGAGUCAAGCUCAUAUCUACUUCCUCUCCGGAACCAGCCAUGUCGUCCACAUGCCAUUCGAGGUUGAAUCUGCCUGUGCAGCUCCAUGUGGCGUCAUUAUCCAGCGCAAAUCAAGACUCGACAACCUGGCACCAGUCACCUUGAAGUUCCCGCGCGUCCCACCGAACUCGUUCGUAUCCUCGCAGCUGUCUUCCGCCCUCCCCCGCAGCUCUCAACAGGCCUUCUCGGUAGAAGGCCUCGGCAAGCCGAGAACAUUACCAUUGAGACUCAGCUCUACCUUGGAGAAUAUGUGGGAGCCACCGCUGGAAACAAACGAUUCUCACUGGCCCCGGCUUGUCUGCCUGACCGACCCUCUGGCAGAACUAGGCUUGGUGAUUUCUCAAAGCGACAAGGUGGCCAAGGACAGACACAGGCGAAUGUCGGCCAAGUCCCCUUUCUUAGACCGUGCGGAGGAGAUUCUACAUGUGGAGACGAUUAAGCAACAUGGACAAAGCUCCGCGAGGAAAGCCGAUGACCUGGUCCUGGCGGUGACGGUCAAUAGGGAAACCAAUAUGUACAGCGUCUGGAAGUUGACGUAUAUCAAGAAUGGCGAUCCGUUCACCAGUAGUCGACGAAAACCGAAGUCAAAAGCUCGCAGGCGAAGCUCAAUGCAGCCGGGACUCAACAGCGGUACCACCACGCCCGUGCACGCCAGCUUUCGUGAAAGCAUCGGGGCCCAGCUGCCGGUCAAGAAAGCCAGGGGUGGCGAGAAGGCUGACAGGUCCUUGGAAAAGGCGUUGUCACUUGAACCAGAUAAGAGCGGUGAAGUGAUCAGAAGGCAGUCCCGCAGAGUCAGCUCCCUGUUGGCACGAGCAGACCUUUCCGCCUCCCAUGAGAGGUCGGCCUUUGCCGAACAGCCUGGUGCUGGUCAUGCAACGAGUUCCAGGAGGGUCGAGUCCCAUGGCGCCCAACGUGGGCGUGCGAGCAGCGGCUUUGUACCAAUGAACAUGAGCGGCAACUACGGGCAGUCGCUAAACAGCUUGCUCGAGGCACCCGUCGAUGAUCUCUUGGAAGAGCUGCGCGCCGGAGGUGACUUUGAGGGCUUCACUAGCAUGGGGCUGGAUGACCACGAAUUUGACGGAUUGACCAGAGAAAUCUUGCUCACAAAGAUCCAUAGCGUCUCCAUGGACAACAACAAUGUUCGCUACUCUCUCUCAGAAACCCCAGUCCGGACUCAGUGCAAAGUUUUCUUUGUGGUUGGCACGCCUUACGCGGUGGACGAACCGGACCGAAGCUACCUUUUGAUCUGCAUUCAAGAUCUUUUAGACAAGCGACUUCAACUCUUGCCUCUCCAUGUCCAAUCGAGAACCAAGCCAACGAACAACCCGGCCAAAACCACAACACUGAUUGCUCCGGAUGGCCCGACAGUGACAUGGGGACAGCUUAUGAGGGCCCAGAACGUGGUCGAUUCGUGCAAGAUCAGUGACGGCGAUCACGCGAUGAUUCUCAUCCUCUCGGAAGGCGAAAAGGGGCAACGUGAACUGAGUGUGCAAGCGCCAUGGAGCAAAAUGACACCCAUCGAGCUGCCGAUGCUCUUCGUGGAUAAUUACAGCAGUCUCGAGUUCUCAGGGACUCAUGUCAAGAAACGGAGCAGCAGCAGGCGCUCUCUAGGCAUCGGCGUUUCCGGCACGCAGACCAAUGCGCUGUACCACUCCAAGCCUCGAGGAGUUCUCGACAUCCAGGACAGGGACGGACGAUUUCACCGUAUACAAAUCCAGCUUCAGCCGUCCAACCCACGGGUCAAACGGGCUCUCAGGGUGUGUCGCAGCAUUCUGCCUGCUUCACACGCCGAUAAGAUCCUCGCUGGAUGGUGGCAUGUCAUGCAGUGGUUCGAUAAGAACGAAGACGAGCCCCCUGCGGAUCUCGAGUGGUCGAGCUUUGUGGUCCUUCUAUUUUGCAUGUUUCUCAGUCUGGGACACAACGAAGUGUCAACACUCGAGAGUUCCCAACCACAGAGCGCACAACUGCAGUCCGACGACUGGGAUCUCAUCAGAACCUAUGAGAGCCGCAAUGCUGCCGCAUGCCCGACUUGGAUGGAAGGCCGAGGUUGGCAGUGGCUCAUGGAUGAGCAGGCCGGACAGGGACUGGUCUGGUCUCAACCCGUCACAGGCGGCAAGCGUAAAGAUUUCUUGUCAUUGCACACCCAGUUUGCCAAGGAGUUCAUGGUCUCUCCGCUGGGAUUAGCUGCUGUUGGUCCGAAUGGAUAUCUCCCACUAUCGCUUGCCUCGAGCCUUGAACGACGCCGGAGCUUGGCCUGGUCUCUAUUUCUCGCUCUUCACUUGCUUUUAGAAGAAGAGAAGCUCGAUAUAAUGGUUCCUGAGUACCCAGACGCCGCAGACCUCAGGGUUGUCCUCUGCCAAAUCGCUAGAUGGCUCCGCUGGUAUGAGUUUGUCGCCAGGUACGAACUUGGCAUUCAGACUGCGGUAGACUCCGGCCUUGACAUGGAACUUGACCUCACUCCCCCCUUGCCCGAGCCAGCAAGCAUCCCAUGCGUGCUCUCGUGGGUCCAGGCCCAGCUGGCGGGCAAGAACCAGGAGGAAUUCCCUACCCUCGGCGAUGUUUUCGCCACUUCUCAACAGCAAGAUGUCAAAGAUGGGCCUGGCGACUCACGUUGGGAGCCAAUCACCCCCAGAACCUUCUUGUUCAAGAAAUUCUUCAAGCUUCUCAAACCAACCGAUCGACAUUACCAAAUAGUUGAAGUCAUGCAUAAGUGCGGUUUCACUCUACCCGUGCUUGAGACGCUUCCUGAGGCCAUCCUCGUACCUCUGCAGGAUGCCAUCGCCCAGAGCCAAACGAAUCCUCCAGCGUCAUGGCCAAGCAAACUCCUAGGCUUGGUGAACCGGAGCGAUAUCAACAUGAUACUAAAGCCCAACAAGCCGCCGGGCGCCGCUUCUUUGGGUAGUGCUAAUCCCUCACACAGCGCCAAUUGGGACUUCCGAAUGAUAUGCGAGACUAUCGAUGAUUACAAUAAUCUCGGCUACGACGAAGGAGAAGGUACAGAGCGACAAGCGGUGGUCCGCGCCUUGUUUAAGGAUGAUCGACGUCUCAACGAGGCACAGGCAUUGCUGUCCUCGCAGAAGCCCAGAGUCAUUCGGCUCGACCCGAAUCCUAAGUGGACGGAAUCCGAAUACCUGGAGAAGCAAAAGGAACUCGUAACCACGCUAGCCACCAGCACGCUCGCCAUCCCUGCAGGCCGUGGUAUGCUGUACUACAGCCUGCGUUAUCCGCUCCUGACGCAGAAGUUCCACAUUGGAGGCUUCAACUUGACUUGUGUGGUUAGGCCGACCAACGUCUCGGUUGGCGUUGACAAGUCGCUAUUCUCGGAAGAGAAGGUCAACUGGGCCUUCUUCCAUCAGGGAGUAUCGAAUGGGCUUGCCAUAUCGCCUCAGGCCCGGGGUAUCGACACCUCCUGGAUCCUGUACAACAAGCCAGGGCAGGACCUCAACAACAGACAUGCGGGAUUCUUGCUGGCUUUGGGCCUGAAUGGGCAUUUGAAAUCCGUUGCCAAGUGGGUGGCGUUCAAAUAUCUCACUCCAAAGCACACCAUGACCUCGAUCGGCCUCCUACUCGGAUUGGCGGCGUCACAUAUCGGUACCAUGGACUCUCUGAUCACCCGACUACUGUCUGUGCACGUCACAAGGAUGCUCCCCCGUGGUGCUGCCGAACUCAAUCUCUCUCAUCUCACGCAGACGACCGGCAUCAUGGGCAUCGGUCUCCUCUAUUGCAACAGCCAGCAUCGCCGCAUGAGUGAGAUCAUGAUGUCCGAGAUUGAGUUUGUCGAGGACGAGGAUGAGGAAGACCCCCUGCGCAAUGAGGGAUACCGCCUGGCCGCGGGCUUUGCCCUGGGUCUUAUCAAUCUCGGCAAGGGCAGCGAUCUCAAGGGACUUCAUGACAUGCGCAUUACCGAGAAGCUCCUGACGACGGCGUCGUCGACAAAGAAAGUCGAGCUCGUCAACGUGCUUGACCGCUCGAUCGCAGGAGCAACUGUUGCCAUUGCCCUUAUCUUUAUGAAGUGCGAGGAUCAUAUCGUCGCUCGGAAGAUCGAUGUCCCCGACUCUAUUCUACAGUUUGACUAUGUCCGACCCGACAUCCUGCUGCUGCGCACCUUGGCCAAGAACCUGAUCCUCUGGAGCCAGAUCGAGCCGUCCUUCGAGUGGAUCAAGGCCAGCCUACCCGCCGAAUACCGGACUCGCUACCGGCUCACGGGUGUCAAGAAGCUGCAGAGCCGUGAUCUGCCUUUCUUCUCCAUCGUUGCUGGGCUGUGCUUCUCGAUCGGCAUGCGAUUCGCAGGCUCGGCGAACACCAAUGUCCGAGACCUGCUGGUGCACUUCCUGGACCAGUUCAUGCGCAUCGUGCACCUCUCUGCAGACAAGUUUGACGCGCAGAUGACGAGAGCCAACGCGCGCAUGUGCAUGGACAUUCUCGCACUGUCCUGCGCCACCGUCAUGGCCGGCACGGGAGACCUCGUCGUGCUGAGGAGACUGAGAGCACUCCAUGGCCGGGAUGAUCCGCACACGACCUACGGCAGCCACUUGGCAGCGCACCUGGCGAUCGGGUCGCUCUUCCUAGGCUGCGGCACCGCGACGUUUGGCACCAGCAACCUUGCCAUUGCUGCCCUGCUGAUCUCGUUCUACCCACUCUUCCCAGCCGACGUGCAGGACAACCGGUCGCACCUCCAGGCAUUCCGACACUUCUGGGUCUUGGCCACGGAUCCUCGCUGCCUAGUCACAAAGGACAUGACGACCGGACAACCCAUCUCCGUGCCCAUCAUGAUUACCUUGAAAUCGCAUCCGGCCACCGCAGAAGCCCCAGCUACACCAGCGCCGGCCCCGCGCACGCGGUCAUCAAAGACGACGGCCAAAGCGAAAGGCGCUACUACCACGCGCCGGACAGCGGCGCACGCGAAAACGCCGAGCCGAGCAGCAGCAGCAGAGAAGAAGCAGCAGCCGCAGCAGCACGCUCCGUCGUCCGUCAUCAGGCGGCAGACGCCAUGCCUCCUCCCGCCGCUCGAGGACAUCGCCAGCGUGCACACCGACGCGGGCAACCAGGGCUACUGGGACCUCGAGGUCGACUUUGCGCGCGACGGCGGCGCCAUGGCGGCCGCGUUCCGCGAGAACCAGUCGCUGUCGCUGCGGCGGCGGCCCGCGCACGAGGGCGCCUUUGCGUCGACGCUGCAGGCGCUCGGGCGCGACGCGCUGGCGGGCGUCGGGCCCGAUGGCGCGCCCGGUGGCGGCGGGGAGCAGCAGCAGCAGCGCGAGCCGCUGGACUGGGUGUUUGGGCUGGGCGCGCUGGCGGACCUGACGCAUACGGAGCGGGCGGUCGUGCUGGACCCGGCGGCGGGCAGGGGCGCCGGGGGCGCCGGGGAGGGCUCGAGCAGCGCUGUUGACGCGAGGCUCGUGCUCGAGGGCGCGAUGGACGGGUCGAGCCGGGAUGAGCUUCUCGGCCUGCGGCUGCUGUUUGAGUGGGCGGAUCGGAGGGGGGAGAUGGUCGGGGGUGACGGAGACGGUGCUGGCCGCGAGGGUGGGACGCAAGAUGGUGGCGGCGAGGGCGCGUGGUGGAUGCGGGAUAGUGUUAUUGAUAUGCUCAAGGGCAAGGUGUGGCUUGCUGGGCAGGAGGAGUGA
Thyridium curvatum is the source of this 6012-nucleotide messenger RNA. RefSeq lists its product as uncharacterized. The transcript has 3 exons. Gene Ontology annotation, cellular component: anaphase-promoting complex. The coding region runs from base 1 to 6012 and encodes 2003 amino acids. Lineage: Eukaryota; Fungi; Ascomycota; Sordariomycetes; Thyridiales; Thyridiaceae. Gene Ontology annotation, molecular function: molecular adaptor activity. Gene Ontology annotation, biological process: anaphase-promoting complex-dependent catabolic process; metaphase/anaphase transition of mitotic cell cycle; protein K11-linked ubiquitination. The record is from RefSeq and is a predicted model, not a curated record.